Messenger RNA from Aspergillus affinis, 861 nucleotides. RefSeq lists its product as uncharacterized. Lineage: Eukaryota; Fungi; Ascomycota; Eurotiomycetes; Eurotiales; Aspergillaceae. Bases 1 to 861 code for a protein of 286 amino acids. The record is from RefSeq and is a predicted model, not a curated record. The transcript is spliced from 3 exons.
AUGAGAAAGGGCCUUGGCCUCCCUGCCUUCAGCGAGCUGCCAUUUGACCAAUUUAUCCUGGUACACCCCGACUACUAUCCAUAUAAAACCUACCUAAGCUUAUACCGCAUCCAGGGAAACUGGGACCUAGCGUCCCCGCUCUCCAAACACGAGCAGAAAAGAGCCCUGGUUGAGAGAUGGACCGUGAUGGGGAGGUACGGGCGAAAUGUAUCCUAUGAUGUUCACUUCAAUCUACCUGAAUACGCCCUCUCCGCCUUCGAGGGCCCACUACUCCCGAACCAGUCCUAUCUACCAGAUAUCCCACAAGACCUGCUCACAGAGACCGACCGCUCCGUCAGCACCGUGCUAGCCAGCGCCCCGCGGAUCCGGACGUGGUAUGGCGGUCUAGACCAGCCGAGGCUAGAGGCCUGCGUGACCAAGGAAUUCAUCUACGAGGACCGGAACGAACUUGCGCGGGCCUCGAACGGACCGGAUAUCGAGGCGGGGGUUGCGCUUGGAACCCCCGGGUCUAUGCCGGGGUAUCUGGUUGCGGUGAUGAUGCAUUGUCCCGAGCUGUUUGAGGGGUGUUCGGAUGAUGAGUGGCGGCAUUUCAGCGGCGAGGAGCGCGAGGAAGAGGAGAGUCGGACGUCGCAGGUGGCGAUGGUGCUGGUGGCGGAUCGGAAGGCCUGCGAGGAAGGUUGGGUGCUGCUGUUGGCGCUGAAUCAUAGGGGUCAGGUGCUGCCGUUUAGGGUCCGCGAGAGGGCGAGCGAGGCGGCGCAGCAUGUGGUCAAUUGGGCGGAGGGGCAGCCUUUGGUGGAGAUGACGUGGAAGGAAGAUGAUGAGGGCGAGUUUAAUUUUACUGGAGGGGAUGGGUGGGAUUAG